This is a messenger RNA of Arabidopsis thaliana (thale cress), 1392 nucleotides long. Its product is annotated as 60S ribosomal L18a-like protein. NCBI's taxonomy places the organism in Eukaryota, Viridiplantae, Streptophyta, Magnoliopsida, Brassicales, Brassicaceae. The transcript is spliced from 5 exons. The record is from RefSeq and is marked reviewed. The coding region runs from base 547 to 987 and encodes 146 amino acids.
CGUUGGUUAGUAAAAGAGUGUUUUUUACUUUCUCAAGAGUUUCAAUUUCUUCUUCUUCAGCUUUAUACGCAUUUAAAGCGCCGACGAAGUUGAACACUGAAGAAGAAAAAGAGGAGACGACACGAUUUUUGUCUGAAUUAUCAGAUUCAGAUUUCGUUUAAUCGCCAGAUUCAUUUCGAAAAAUCUUGCACUAGAUUCUCUUAUCUUCGGGAAAUUGAAGAUCUGGGUCAUAAGCAAUAGCUUAAAGCAUGGACGAAAGUAAUUAUCUCUCUUGACUCUUCAACUAUGAGCUUUGAGGUUAAUUUUACUAGAAUAUUGAGUCACAGAGUUCCAUUUAUAUCUAGUUACAGAGUUGAGUUGUGAAUUUGUUUUGUCCUAGUUGAGAUUGAGAUGACUUAGAUGAGAUCACUAGACGACGUUGUUUCUCUCCUGUCCAUUUUCAUUUUUCAUGAUUUUGUUUGAGUGAAAGUGUUGGAAAUGUACUACAAAGUUUUUAAAAGGAGGAUAUACACAUAUAUAUAUGUGUUGCUUUGAACCUUCUUGGAUAUGUGUGCAAGUAAAUAUUGUAUCUGUUUCAUUGCAGAUUCUAAAUUUGUAUCUGGAAACGGUAGAACCGAGCUGGUUAAAUUCAUUGCUGAUAGGCAUGCCAAACUCAUGAAACAAGCCUCUCGACAUUAUUCCGCAAUUAAAGAUGCUAUGGCUCGUGGGAAAAAAAGAUAUACACUUGUAAAAGAUGUAGACGACAUGGAAACAGGAGCAUAUGACAAACCUCUUCCAUGCUUUGGUUGUGGAAUCGGAUGGUUUUCCUUCCUCCUAGGAUUUAUGUUCCCAUUUUUGUGGUACUAUGCUGCAUUCCUUUAUUUCGGGAACUAUUAUCGUAAAGAUCCUAGAGAAAGAGCCGGUCUUGCUGCUUCCGCAAUCACUGCGAUGGGCUUCUCUCUUGUCUUACUCGUGAUUUUUGCUUUCCGGUGGUUUUACUAUCCUUGAGAUAAAGAAGUAACUAUGUUAACUAUCAUUCAUACCUAUAAGCUCCGUGUUCAUCAAGGAAUAGUCUCGGAACUUGAUGUCUCAUGUACAUUCACAUAAACCAAAUGAAUUUCACUUCGAUAUUUUUCUCAAGUUGUAUAUUUUUUUUGUUGAAUGAAAGUUUUUCAGUCCCUUACUAAGGUGGACCAAACUACAAGCCGUUUUAUAUAUCCAUAAAAUCUUCAAGACGGCAUGAUGUGCAACUCUCAAAAUGUAAAAACGGAGUAUGAUGUUUCCAAUGAUAGAGAGAGGUACGGUAGGUUCGUGUAUCUUUUGUACUUAUCAACAAAAGAGAAGUUUGAUUGAUUCGAUUAUUCUCAAUCGCUAAAAGCUUCCAAUUGGUUAAUGCCAGGACAAAUUUGUGGA